AUGCAGCUGAUUCAGAAUAGAUCAAAGUUCUUAGAUAACAAGUUUAAAACUGAGGGACAAGUAGAGAGCAAAAUUAAGCAACUAAAGCAAAAUAUGUCAUAGAAGAAUAUUACCUAGCUACCGUUUCUGGCCAGAUAAACUUCAGAGAAAAAUGGUAUGACUCUUCAUAACACAGUCACAACUAUUGAUAACUCAAUGCAAUCUACAAAUGGCCCUAUUUUUAAGAGGAAAAUGUCCUAGCAAAAGAUUGACACCAAUUAUUACGAUGAGACACCAUUAAUAAUGCAAGACACCAAUGCCCUCUAAGGCUCGAAAGACCUCUUAGUGAACAAAACUCGACCUCUUGUGGACUAAAUUUUCACACCUUUCAGAAAGAGAUAUGCUCUGAUUAGUGAAGACGAGAAAAAGACAAUCAACAGUUUUAUCAUUAAAGUGGACCCUAGAGCUCCUGAAGCCACCAAGAAGAAGUAAAAUACUAAAGCUAUAUUAUUGAAAGAAUGCGCAAGGCCUGCGGAAGAUGGGAAAGUAGAUCCUGAUGAUGAGAAGAAAUACCUAAAAAGCAAAAGCAAACCUAAGAACAAAAAUAUAUAGACAAAGAGCUUGAAGAGAAUGUAGCUUUUGAAGGAACUUAAUCUAGAGAUGGAAGUAAAGAAAGCUGCUUCUUCACCAGACAUACCUUUGAGCAAACACAACCUGAUGUUUCAAACUGGUUCUUAAAUAUUUUCAAGUAGUAUCAAUGGCCCUUAAGAAUAUCUAAAUUAAACCAAUAAUUAGAGUAUUGUGAACAAUACAAGCAGUCAAAUAAAUACAACUCCUAUUCCAUCCUCUCUGCGAAAAAGCUAAUCUUUCUAUUUCAACAAAACAAUAACAGCACCCUUUUUUAAAUCAACUUAGGAUUAUCCUUCUCCCUAGAUUUUCAAAUAUGACAAUAGUGUAUCUACUAGGCAGUUUUUAAUGUCGACUUAAACAUUCCAUACUAUUACUGAGAUGAGCUAGAGUAGAAAUGGAGAUGUCUAGAGACUUGGCAGUAUUGUUUCAGAAUGUGGCACACUCACUAAGGGCACCAAUAUGUCUCCAUAUUUUUUCAAAAAGAGGAAAGUUACUAAGAGAAAUCUUAAAAAACUGUCUAACUCAAAAAAUAGAGUACUUUUAAAAGAUCUUGCUUUGUGA
Molecule: messenger RNA, 1170 nt
Organism: Stylonychia lemnae
Lineage: Eukaryota; Ciliophora; Spirotrichea; Sporadotrichida; Oxytrichidae
Source: the annotation of a GenBank genome assembly